AUGGACCGUCUGGUGUCUUCGUUCCAGUUUGAGCGGCUGCUCAGUUCCGACUCCCAGCUCAAAACAAUUGCACUUCUGGGCACCAUAAACGGCCAACAGGCCAUUUUGCAGCUCGAAAAGUCGCAUUUCGACACCGCCAGACUCCCGGAUCUGCCCGUCCAGCAAAUUCGCGAAAUAGCCUCCAAUGACGUCUACCACUGGGCAAUGACCACUCUGCGGCAGUCUGCAGACCGCGACCCGGCGGCCAAGCUCAACCUCAUCUACCCGGCCACAGAGACCCACAUUCGAAAGUUCGAGAAGCCCGUCUUGCACAUUGUCCACGAAUCCCCAGAGCUGUACCGCAGCGUCGUGGUGCCGUAUAUAGAAACCAUGCGUGGAGACCGAAUCAAAUGGGUUCGCAACAUCCUGUAUGAGGGGGCCGAGGCUGAUCGUGUCGUCGUCAAGAACGACGAUUUCGUGCUUAUUCCAGACAUGAAAUGGGACGGCUCGACGCUUGAGUCGCUGUAUCUCUGCUGCAUCGUCUACCGCGACGAUAUCGCGUCGAUCAGAGACCUCAACGAGACGCACAUUCCGUACCUGGAACGCAUUCUGAACACGCUGAGGACGGAGAUUCCGCGCCGCUACCGGAUCGCGAGCGACCAGCUCCGCAUUUUCGUGCACUACCAGCCGUCGUACUACCAUUUCCACCUCCACGUCGUCAACACGGCAUACAAUGGGCUGGGCGAGUCGAUUCUGGCCGGAAAAGCCAUUCUGCUCGAGGAGGUGAUCGAUACACUGCGGUUUCUGGGACCUGAGGGCUACAAAAAACGCACGCUCACCUACGCGAUCAACGAGUCGCACAAACUCUGGGAGCUGGGGCUCAACCAGUCUGCUAUGUAA
Molecule: messenger RNA, 879 nt
Organism: Ogataea parapolymorpha DL-1
Lineage: Eukaryota; Fungi; Ascomycota; Pichiomycetes; Pichiales; Pichiaceae
Product: m7GpppX diphosphatase
Exons: 1
Coding region: 1-879 (292 amino acids)
Biological process (GO): deadenylation-dependent decapping of nuclear-transcribed mRNA
Cellular component (GO): nucleus; P-body
Molecular function (GO): RNA 7-methylguanosine cap binding; hydrolase activity
Source: RefSeq, a predicted model, not a curated record